UUUCACGUUUUACAAUAAGAUGUACAUUUUUUUAUUACUGUUGAAAACUGUAUUGGCCUGUAUCCUCACAUUUAAAAUGUGUAAAACCACAGAUUCUCCUUGGAGCCCCACCAUUGAGAUCCCAGGAGAUCUGAAGGAGGCGGAGUCUGUCACUGUAACCUGCUCAGCUCCAGCUCCCUGUCCACACUCCCCUCCUAAACUCACCUGGACUCUCCAACAAGACCCUCCCAACACAAUGGAGGAAAACCCAGAUCGGACCUUCACGACUAAGAUCCAGAAGACCCUCACUCUGACAGACCAACAUGAUGGAUUCAACAUCACCUGCUCUGCCAGCUAUCCUGUGAAUGAAGGGAAAGAUGUGAAGACAGCAGAGGAGACACAGACUCUCCAUGUUUCAUAUGCUCCUAAGGACACCUCCGCCUCCGUCAGUCCGUCCUCAGGUUCGGUGUCAGCGGGCAGCUGGGUGGAGCUGAGCUGCUCCAGCAGAGCCCAGCCUCCCGUCAGCAGCUUCACCUGGUUCAAGGAGAGCCAAGAUGGAGACAUGAACGUCUCACAGGGAGAGAUUUACAGCUUUAAUGCCACAGAGGGAGGACGUUAUUACUGUGUGGCCACAAAUGAGCUUGGUAAUGGAAAGUCGCCAACAAUCCAGCUGACUAUUAUAGGUGAAGUCAACUUUGAACAGUGGGGGGCGGUUAUUGGAGGAACCGUUGGGAUCGUGGUACUCAUCUGCCUGGUUCUCUGUGGUUGGCGUUUAAUGUCAACACAUCCGACUGCAGAACAGACCCAGAGUCAAACAGGUGAAGAGCUGGCGAGUAAAACAGAAGAAGAAGAAAUCCACUACGGAGAGAUCGACUUCUCCAAGCAGAGGAAUGAAAGUCCCCCUGUCUCAGAGCAGGGCGGUGGACAGACGGAGGACACGCUGUACGCUCAGGUCAAAGUGUCAGAGACAGCAAACAGACCAGAGGACCUCUACGCUCAAGUGAAGAAGAAAUCUGAGACGCAUUAACACACUUACUUACAUUGUUUACAUAUAAGGUGUUGUCUUUAUAUUGAACAAGACACCUCAACAGGAAGGAUAUUUAUUACCAACCGGUUAAAAAAAAGGGGAGUUUAAAACCUCCCCCCUCUGCAGCUCAGAUACUUUUGUAAAUCAUUGUAAUUUAUAUGUAAAAAUUGACCUUAUAUGGCCAUUUGUGUUUAUCUGCAUGUCAGAUCAAGGUAAUAACACAAGUCUUCUUGGGAACUAUGCUAAAUGACAUGAACAGUAAUUAUAGGUAACUUGACUGUACAUAAAAUAUUGUAUUCAAUUUCAUUUUGUGAUAUAUUACAUGUUUUGAUUUGAUUCAGUUAUCUACAAUAAGGUACAAGAGACAGUUUCUGCAUUUGAAGGUAUUUAUUUGUUUCACUGUAAUAAAAACCGUGGCAUACAACUUCUAAAAAUAA
Messenger RNA from Notothenia coriiceps (black rockcod), 1443 nucleotides. RefSeq names its product B-cell receptor CD22-like. The transcript has 5 exons. Lineage: Eukaryota; Metazoa; Chordata; Actinopteri; Perciformes; Nototheniidae. Bases 20 to 1006 code for a protein of 328 amino acids. The record is from RefSeq and is a predicted model, not a curated record.